GAUAUCCCACUCGUGAAGGAGGACCUGCUCAGACAUCACAGCAACGCUGUUGUGCAUUGUAGUUUAGCUACAUUUCUAAGAAAGUAAUCUUGUACGAUUAGAUCAGAUAUGUGAAGACAGUAUCUCUGUUGUUAUCGCCAGUUAAAGUUCUUCAAGUUUAACAAAGUUUCUUCAAUUAUAGACUAUCUUACUAGUUACAUAAUUUUACGAAUUUUAUACGUUAUCGUUAAAAUUAUUUGUGAUUACCUUUUAAAUAACAACGUGUAAUAUAAGUGCUUAUAAGAGCUAUAAUGAAAGAGAUGUUAAUAUAAAAAUCCCCAUAAUACUAAUUUGGAUAUACUUUGUGUAAGCGUAUUAUACUAAUUUGUGUUAACAAAAGCUGAAAGAACAAACGAAACAGUCGAAGACUUUUAAAUUGUAAACAAUGGUUAUCAUUUUACUCCUAUUGUGUGCUUUUAUUUUCCUACUAUAUUACUUUCGUCAUUAUGUAAAAUUUGUGCGCCUGAUUAAUAACAUACCAAGUAUGCCGUCACUUCCAGUGCUCGGCCAUACUAUAGAUUUAUGGAUGUCUUCACAAGAGGAUCUUUGGAACCUUCAGCGUACACUUUGUCAAAAGUAUUAUCCAAUUUAUAAACUUUGGUGUGGUCCAAUUGCUUUUGUCAGCAUUCACCAUCCAGAUGAUUUAGAGAAAGUACUAGGCAAUUCAAAGGAACAUCUUUCAAAAGGCCAUAUCUAUUCCCUCUUCUAUCCUUGGUUAGGAACUGGAUUACUUACUAGCGAAGGGACGAAAUGGCACAAAAGGCGAAAGAUACUGACACCUACGUUUCAUUUUAGUAUAUUAAAACAAUUUGUUGAGAUUCUGAUUGAGGAAGGAAAUCUCAUGGUAAAAACUUUGAAAGAUUCAAAAAAAACGACUGUUGAUGAUUUAAUGCUCUUUAUCAGUAGUCAUACCUUGAAUGCAAUAUGCGAAACAGCCAUGGGGACUUCUUUGAAUAAAAUGGGUGAAUUUCAGAAACAAUAUCGUCAGGCGGUUCACGAUAUGGGAAAGAUAAUAAUUUACAGACUAAUGAGACCAUGGUUAACUCCAAGUAUGAUAUUUGCAUUAACGUCAAAGGGUAGACAACAUGCCAAAAAUCUAAAAAUAUUGCAUGGAUUCAGCGAAAAAAUUAUUGCGGAAAGAAAACAAUAUCAUGAAAGCACUGGUGGACGAUACUUGAAACAUUUUGAAGAUGAUAUAGAGACAGACGAAAAAGAGGAGAUUGGAUAUAAGAGGAAACGGCUCGCUAUGUUGGAUCUUCUAAUAUCGGUAGCUAGUGAUAACGAGAUGAACGACUUAGAUAUCAGAGAAGAGGUUGAUACGUUCAUGUUCGAAGGACACGAUACUGUAGCAAUGGGUCUGACUUACGCCAUAUUAGUGCUAGCUGAACACAAAGAUGUCCAGGAAUGUAUCAGAAAUGAAGUAAGUGCAGUCAUGCAAGCAAAUGAAGAAAAACUUACUAUGUCAGCGUUAAAUAAGAUGCCAUACUUGGAAAGAUGUUUGAAGGAAUCGUUAAGAUUAUAUCCUAGCGUUCCUCUCAUAGCGCGAACCUUAUCGGAAGAUGUAAAACUACAUUCAUACUUGGUACCUGCUGGAGCAGUAAUGCACAUAAAUAUCUACGAUAUACAUAGAGAUCCUAAUUUUUGGCCAAAUCCAGAGGUAUUUGAUCCUGAUAGAUUUCUACCUGAGAGAAUUCAAAAUCGUCAUCCCUAUUCUUAUUUACCGUUUAGUGCAGGACCACGAAAUUGUAUAGGACAACGAUUCGCUAUGCUGGAACUGAAAGCUAUAAUAGCAUCGUUAGUAUACAACUUUUACCUUGAACCCAUUGAUUAUUUGAAAGAUCUUCGGUUCAUGACUGAUAUAAUAAGUCGUGUUACAAGUCCGAUCCGUACACGAUUUGUCCCAAUUGAUCGUAUGCCACCGAAUUCAUUUAAAAUCGAGUAAUUUUAUUUAAUAAGAUGAAAUGAAAACUUGUAAGAAAAAAAUUGCUCACGGAAUUGUUACUCUUAUACUUUUUAGUUAUUAUGAUGCAGGGAUGGGAAAAUUACUUUUUAAAAGUAAAUUUUUAAUGUAAUAAUAUAAUAACUCAUGAAAUAAGUUGGAUUGAGAUUGUAACCCUAAGGGGAAUCUAAUAAAAAUAUUAUUAUUAUUAUUAUAACCCAUGAUAAUAAUAGAUCAUAAAUAUCAAUCGAUGCCUACAGAUUAAAUAUACAAAAAUAUAUUUAUAUUACCGUUACUCGUUACCAACUUAAAAAUGUAACUCGUUACCGUUACAGUUACUGAUUUUCAAAAGUAACUCGUUAUCGUUACUGUUACUUUAUUUAUUUCUGAAACAAGAUCAGACAAACUAAAAGAUCUUCUUUUGCAACAAUGUUUUACUGAAACCAUGAAAAAUUUAAGGAGGGAAAUUUUAAAACAC
Vollenhovia emeryi is the source of this 2456-nucleotide messenger RNA. Its product is annotated as cytochrome P450 4C1-like. The record is from RefSeq and is a predicted model, not a curated record. The transcript is spliced from 13 exons. Lineage: Eukaryota; Metazoa; Arthropoda; Insecta; Hymenoptera; Formicidae. Bases 425 to 1981 code for a protein of 518 amino acids. Gene Ontology annotation, molecular function: oxidoreductase activity, acting on paired donors, with incorporation or reduction of molecular oxygen; iron ion binding; heme binding.